UAGAAAAAGAAAGAGUAUUAUCAUCGUUCUCGUAUCUCAAUAUGAUACAACAACAAUGAGUCCUCCAUAUUCUCGACCACCAUGUUCACCCUAUUAUCCAUACUAUUCUCCUCCACCACAAAACCCUUUCCACCACCUCCACCACCACCUUCAAACUGUAACACGACCAAACCUCCAACUCCCAUUUCCUGUAACUGUUCAGGCCUUCCCAAUCCUCCUAUUGUUCCUCCUUCCCCUUCUCCAAUCACAUCCUACUUUCGAACAACAACGUGGUUGGAGCAAGAUAAAUGCGUUCUUCGACCAUUUUCUUGUCGGUUUAGUUGACCGUUCGUCAUUUCCUUUUGGUUAUUUCCUUUGGAUGCAACGUCGAACAUCGCAGAAGGUGGAAUUGCGAAGAACAUACCGGGAAAAAUGUCAAACAACCAAUCACAUUUGAAGAGGUAUGUCAGAAUUGGAUCAAGA
Vigna radiata var. radiata (mung bean) is the source of this 462-nucleotide messenger RNA. RefSeq lists its product as uncharacterized. The record is from RefSeq and is a predicted model, not a curated record. The coding region runs from base 56 to 436 and encodes 126 amino acids. The transcript is spliced from 3 exons. NCBI's taxonomy places the organism in Eukaryota, Viridiplantae, Streptophyta, Magnoliopsida, Fabales, Fabaceae.